Messenger RNA from Aureobasidium melanogenum CBS 110374, 996 nucleotides. Its product is annotated as UPF0187-domain-containing protein. The record is from RefSeq and is a predicted model, not a curated record. The coding region runs from base 1 to 996 and encodes 331 amino acids. The transcript has a single exon. Lineage: Eukaryota; Fungi; Ascomycota; Dothideomycetes; Dothideales; Saccotheciaceae. Gene Ontology annotation, molecular function: chloride channel activity.
AUGAGGCCGCUCAUGAACAGAGCAAGGAAGAAGCCCCGUCGAAUGCCACUUGUCUUGAGAUUCAUCAGUGGUUCAAUUCACAGCGACAUCUUGCUGCCAGUGAUUCUUCAUGCCAUAUUCGCGGCAUUGAUUGUUUACGUUGACGAUUUCACACCCUACACGCCACAUCUUCCCGGCAGCAUCACAUCUUCUCUGUCUAUUGUUGUAGGCUUGCUACUUGUGUUCCGUAACCAAAGCUCAUACUCUCGAUUCUGGAGCGGACAGCAAGAACUCACAACCAUUUGCACAAACAUCCGCAACUUGACUCGGUCCUUCUUGACUUGUAAUUACAAUUCGAAAGGCCCGGAGCCAACGCCAGCUGAGCGAGCAGAAACCGAAGCUGCUGUACAUGCUUUACUAGCAAUCAUCUAUGCUGUAAAGAACACGCUUCGAUGGGAGUGGGAGCACAGUAUAGGAGCACCGGAUCUUGAAGACAGCGGCUCUGGAUCUCUGAAGCCGGAGCUGAGAGAACUUCUUGGUCCAACAAUGUCUCAGACCUAUGAGUUUGAGGGUCUCGGCCUUCCAAUCCAACUCACCAUGUCAAUUGAAGCAUACAUCAAGCGCGCUCACGAUCGGGGAUGGUUCCACAGUCCGCAAGCGUCACAGCUGUCUGUACAGCUCAAUACGUUGGUGGCAGCGUUCGGAGCCAUGGAAACGAUUCGCCUGACACCCAUCCCAGUUGCCUAUCUCAUCCACACCAGACAGGUACUGGCUCUUUAUGGAGGCGUGCUGCCAUUCGCUUUCGUUGAAAGUCUGCAGUGGUGGACCAUCGUGAUGGUGUCCCUCAUCACCUUCACCCUGUAUGGUAUUGAAGCUAUUGCGUACCAGUUGGAAGAGCCGUUCGGUUGGGACAAGGCUGACAUCAAGAUGGAUGAUAUCGUUGAGGAUUUGAGGAUAGAGACCGGCGUUCUUUUGAGAGAGUGGAACGCGGAUGCUCAGAUGUUUGGGCACCACUAG